GUUAUUGGUGUUCUUAUCGGUUUUUGAAUCACGUGCAGCGAUUGCAGAUUGCUAGUACAUUAUUAACCUAACUGCAAAACAUUGUAUACGAAAAUGAUAAUAUAAAAUCAAAGUCAUGAUUGUACAUAAUGUAUUUUCAAUUUAAUGUUUUUGGGUACAAUAAUACUUCACAGCUGUUUUCGUAUAAUUGACAUGACAACGCCCGACUUGCACGGCUAAGAGUAUAUUGCCAGAUGUGAAGCAGACGUUAAGGAUAUUAAUUGUGUCGUCGAAGUUUGUUGCAUUAGUUUCUAACAACUGGGGAAGAAUAGAUGCAAUGGCAGCUCAGGUUCAUGAGUUCAAAGUGGCAAUGACCUGCAGUGGUUGUUCUUCAGCAGUAGAAAAAGUUCUUGGGAAACUAAAAGGCCAAGGUGUGGAAAAGGUUGACAUCUCACUUGAAGAUCAAACCGUGCUUGUUACUUCAACAUUACCAGCAGAUCAGCUACUGGAAACCAUCAAGAAGACUGGAAAAACAACUUCCUAUGUUGGAGCAAAACAAUAACCAAAUGGAUCGCUUUACAAAGCAACAUUCCUGAUUUUAAAAUUUAAUAUUUUAUUGGCAAUAUAUGUUUUCAAUCUUCAGUUUGUGACAUUAGAUUGGCAUUAAAUUUGUACUGUAUAAUAUUUAACAAUUUAACAAUGUAGGACUGGCAGCUUUUAAUCUGAAAUUUAUUAGUCAUGUAUUUUGAUUUAUAGAUUGAUAAGCAUAUAUAUUUAUGAGAAAUUUAUAAUUAACUAUUAUAAGAUUUUUCCUUAUAACUAUAAUUUAUAGUUGGAAAAUAUUUUGUUUAUACUGACUUAAACAAAGUAUGUGUAUAUAUAAGACACAUAUUAAUUAUGUCACAUUUCGGCAAUGAAAACGUAGAAAACUCUCGUUACUGUCUUACUUUUUCUUUAGGCAGCUUCUCUAAGCGGUUGGUAACUUGGGGUUUGGUGUGUUAAAGAUGAUCAUACUGCAGUACUAGAUCAUGCGUGACUUGUUUAUCUGCAGAUGAAUCAUAUGAAUAGGGUUGGAAAAUGUUGACUGUUUCUUUGUAAUGUUAUAGAACUAGCUUCCAAAUGUUUCUAAGUUUUACUGCAGUGUGAGGCAAGUUAAUAUAGUUUUUUAAUUAGCAGAACAAUAUUGUGAACAAAUCAAAAUAUAUGUUGUUACGUAAGUCUUCUUUUGCCUGUACAAUUCAGAUAGCUAAUUACGUAUGUCUUUGUUUUGGAAAAAUUCAGAGGUUGUACAAAAGCAUGAGAAUUAAUUUCUAUGGGUAUAAAUGUGUAUAUUGAUCAUGGAAUAUUCCUCCAUUGUAAGUCAUAAUUUUUCACUAGUUUCUGUUGUAUUUGUUCAGCACUGAAUGUAAAGGACACCACAUACUUUUGGAGAAAUAGCAUUUUCAUGUAAACUGUACAGAAAUGUAUUACACUUGUCUCAUUUAUUGGAAA
Molecule: messenger RNA, 1470 nt
Organism: Zootermopsis nevadensis
Lineage: Eukaryota; Metazoa; Arthropoda; Insecta; Blattodea; Termopsidae
Gene: Atox1
Product: Antioxidant 1 copper chaperone
Biological process (GO): copper ion transport
Cellular component (GO): cytosol
Molecular function (GO): copper chaperone activity; metal ion binding
Source: RefSeq, a predicted model, not a curated record